UAGUAAAAUUUAUUAAUAAACCUAGCCAACAAGUUUUUACAACAAACAAAAUGAAAACUAUUAAAGAAGAACCUUGCCUCAAGAGAAAUUACAUUCUUCAACAUUUUUCGCUUGGCCUGCACAAAGAAUUUGCAAAUGAAGAAGCUAAAGACACAUGAGCUUGGCACCAUGAAGUGGGAUAUUGAGAGUUCCGAUGAUAAGUUGGACAGCGCCGAAGCUUUGCUGGAUGAAACUGAGCUGAGUGCCGAGUUCCGUAUGGAAAACUUUAUACAUCGCAUUCAAUCGAAAUAUGUGCUGGUUCGUCCAAAGUCCGAGGAAGUGUUUAAUGUGAAUGGGCCACAGGAAGCUAUUCGCUUAGGUGCAGAGCUGGCUGUCAAGACGCUUUCACAGGAGCACACAGUUGGCAACAAGUUACAGCUCAAGGUAACCGAGGUUUACAGCCCCUUUCAGUUCUGGUUUCUGGAGGCCAAAGAUGCCAAUCUGGUGACGGAGAUGUCCCAUAAGAUAUUCAACUUUUAUAGCGAUGGGCAUGGAUUGUGUUGGAUGCUGACGCCUCCCUUUCUGAAACCCGGCUACAUUUGCGCCGCCUUUCAUCAAUCCGCGUGGAAGCGUGCACGCAUCGUGAGUGUGAUCUCCGCCAGAGAGGUGUCCGUCUAUAUGCUUGACUAUGGCCAAAGUGCUCAAUUGCCGGCUAAUCAGCUGAAUUUUCUGCACAAGCAAUUCAUGCAACUUCCGGCAAUGGCAAUGCGUGGCACUUUGACGGACGUGUAUCCUCUAGAUUUGCAUUGGCCGGCGAAUGCGACGAACUACUUUAAAGUCCUGGUGCGUGGUCGUUAUGUUUAUGCCGUCAUUAAAGACACUGACAUCGAGGAUCGUACUCUCUUUGUCAAUCUUUGUGAUUCACCGGACUUGCAGCACAGCAUCAGCGAUCAGUUGAUCCGUAAUAAAUUGGCAGGCAUCAGUCGAAAUUAUAGCGCUAAAACGAUCGAAUCCAACAACGGACGACGUGUUCGCUAUAUACGCGAACGUCUGCCCAGCUUUGACAUGUUGGAACAGCAAUUGAUUAUCGCUGACUGCGAAAAAUUUGAAAAGAUGUUCGAUGGGAUCGUCUAUAAUUCACAAUUUUAUAGACACUUCAAGGCGCCCAAGUUGACGAAUCCUUUUCACAAAGAUCUCGAGAAUGCGUUGGACGACUGGUUGGAGAAACACAAGCGCAUUCAGCGCAUGAAUCCAUAAAAUGCUAUGCAUGUGACAAACUAUUUGCAGUUCGUAUCGAUAUUUUCAUUAAAUUUACAUCAGAUUAUAUAUCGGACAAGAAACCAAAACAAAAACAUUUAUUAUAAUAAACAUCAAUUUUACACAUAAUAAUCAACUU
Drosophila albomicans is the source of this 1375-nucleotide messenger RNA. Its product is annotated as tudor domain-containing 6. The record is from RefSeq and is a predicted model, not a curated record. Lineage: Eukaryota; Metazoa; Arthropoda; Insecta; Diptera; Drosophilidae. Gene Ontology annotation, biological process: spermatogenesis. The coding region runs from base 136 to 1236 and encodes 366 amino acids. The transcript has 5 exons.